AUGAGGAGGAGCACAUUUCCGUGUUCCUUUUCCUCCUCCUACCCCUCCUACCCCUCCUCUUCCUCCUCUUCCUCUUCCAUCUCGGCGUUGGCUUCUUCUGGGAAGCGCGUUAUUAGGAGCAAAGAAAGACCAAAAGGGGUGGUGGUGGUUCAAAAUCAUCGCUCGCCUCGUUACGAAGAACCACUUUCACGCUCCUCUUCCUACCAGUCUUUCUCUUUUCAACUCUAUGGAAGGGGAAGGAGAACAUAUGUUUCUCGCGCGCGGCGAAACGACGGCGACGAUGAAGAAGAAGUAGAAAAGGAACAACAACAACAACAACAACAACAACAACAACAACAACAGAAAAAUGUAAUCUUUCAAGAUAUGCUCGAAGGACGCGUUCGAGGAGGUUCCAAGAUGUUGAAAGGACCAUCGUCUGGAAUCGGAAGCGUGCUCGAUAUAGCUCAAUAUCGAAGUAAAUGGGACGUUCCCUGGGGUGGAUGGACAGUAUUCGGAGGUAUUGUCGGCUGGUUAACGAGCUUUGUUCUCACGGCGGCAGUCUUAGUUCCGCUCUUCGUCUCGCAAGCGCUCGGCUUAGACCGAAGUCAGUUUGAUGUCGAGCAACAGGCGCAGUAUUUAUUACUGGUCCAGGUCGCUGAAACGGUGAUAUCUUUGGGCAUAGUAUACGCGUGCGUUGCGAAAUAUAAAGACGAAAUGUUUUCGAAGCCAGAGAACGAUUGGUUCAGGAUUGAUUUUUCGCAUCCGCUGGACACGAGUAAAAACGGCUGGUUGGUAUACGGCAUCAGCGGUUAUCUGCUGACCUUUGUCGUCGUCGCGUUGACUGGAUUUGCGAUCGAAUCUACGCAAGAAGUUGUACAAUCUAUACAAGACAGUCAAAUUGCAAACGAUCCAAGCUCGACGAUCGAUGCUAUAUCCGCGGCAUCGGCUUCAGCUACCACGGCGAAAGUUCAAGAAGCUGGAACAAUCGACGGCGUCUUACCGUUGAUUAAAUCAGAAGACCCAGUGGCUGUCGGAUCUCUGCUCGCAGUGACGAGCGUUUUUGCACCUCUUUUAGAAGAGACUGUUUUUAGAGGGUUUUUAUUAGCCUCGCUCACAAAAUGGCUGCCCGCUCCAGGCGCGGUUGUGUUUUCGAGUUUCAUUUUUGGAUUCGCGCACCUGGCGCCGAGAGAUUUUCCUGAACUCGUUGCGCUUGGGUGCGUGUUAGGCUUUUCAUACGUACGAACGAGAAAUCUCCUCGUCCCUAUGUUCAUCCACUCGUGUUGGAACUCGGGAGUACUCGUACUCGUGCUUGUUGCGAUACAUUUGGGGGUCGCUGACGAGCUGGGCAUUCCCGGGUUUUAA
Bathycoccus prasinos is the source of this 1341-nucleotide messenger RNA. RefSeq lists its product with no specific name. Gene Ontology annotation, biological process: CAAX-box protein processing. The record is from RefSeq and is a predicted model, not a curated record. Gene Ontology annotation, cellular component: membrane. Gene Ontology annotation, molecular function: metalloendopeptidase activity. Bases 1 to 1341 code for a protein of 446 amino acids. NCBI's taxonomy places the organism in Eukaryota, Viridiplantae, Chlorophyta, Mamiellophyceae, Mamiellales, Bathycoccaceae. The transcript has a single exon.